Molecule: messenger RNA, 3159 nt
Organism: Scatophagus argus
Lineage: Eukaryota; Metazoa; Chordata; Actinopteri; Scatophagidae
Gene: syt5b
Product: synaptotagmin Vb
Exons: 9
Coding region: 1163-2548 (461 amino acids)
Biological process (GO): synaptic vesicle endocytosis; regulation of dopamine secretion; cellular response to calcium ion
Cellular component (GO): axon; synaptic vesicle membrane; dense core granule
Molecular function (GO): clathrin binding; calcium-dependent phospholipid binding; phosphatidylserine binding
Source: RefSeq, a predicted model, not a curated record
GGACUUUGCUUACUCAGUAUUGGAUGGAAGCUUAAUGUUUAAGCUACCAGACACUUUGUGGUUAAAAAGUCCUAUGCUGAUUCUCAGUAAAUUACAUGUUUCAGCAAAGAUAAGAUUCAGUUGCAGGCAAAUGUCAACAGAGUGCCUAGCGUAUGUCCUGUUGUACAGAGCUUCAGCUGCAAUCCAGUGAUAAAGUGCUGCAACACACCCAACACACUACAAGAUAUGAAAUAAGUAUUGAACAGUUGUGGAGAAAAAAAAAAAACAUUUGCUUGAUUCUUGACUGAUUUGGAACACAUUACUUAUUUGAGUAGCAGAAAAACAUGCAACUAAAACAGAGCAUGCAACACUACGAACAAAACAUCACUGGAAUACAAUUAAAGUGGUCUCUUGUAUAGCUGUGUAUGAUUUAAAGCUAGUGGACUACCUUAAAUGGGGAAAACCAGUCCCAGUAUGUCAUGUACAAACUGCACAGGAAAAUAAUGCAAUCAAGUAUACCAGCCCUGCAAAAAAUGCUAUGAACCUCACAAUACUAUUUUUUUCCUGUUUUGUUUGCAUCUGCUGUUAAGUAUUAGAGGAGGCUGUUGCAUGUUGGAUUGGAGCCACAGAGAUCUCCAGAUGUAGCAGUGCAAACACGUGGCAGCAUGCCUGAGGAUUACGGUUCACAGUGCUCUAAAUACGGUAUGUGUUUUGUACAGUAAAAUGGAAAGCCAAAGGAUGGGGAGGAUAAAGCAUCCACUCUCAGUGAAAGUUGUUGGUAGAUUGACGGCGAGGACAGCUAUGCUGAAGGGAUUAGUGAAGGGCCGUUUGCACUACAAUCUCUUCAGUCUAAUGGAUUAACACAACCACUACUGCCAUGUCUCAUCAGUCUAAUGAAUGGUCACUUUUGUUACUCAAGGGUGAAGCCUUAAGUUGUUUAAGAUAUUUUAAAUUUCUAACAGGGGAGUGGUAAUACAAGAAACGAUGACUUGCUCUUUAGGCACCUUCAGUCAAACACAGAAGCAACAGAUGUGUUUUCAUUAUAAUAUCGGGAGGAGGGGAAGGGGGGGGGAUUAAAUCGAAACACUGCUCGAGUGCUUUGCCAGUGCUUUUGCAUUGAUGGAAAGGGUUUCAGGGAGACUACCAGUCAUAUUCAGCGGCAUACAAAAGUAACAAUGGGUUUAUGAGUGCUCCAACAGGCCAAAGGGGAAGCAGCAAGAAAUACACUUGGAACUACAAGUUGCUCAAAAAGCUUUUUAGGUGUAGAGGGACUUCAAGGAAAAUAUCAACAGCUGACAUGAGGCUGUCCAGUGAAAGGAUCCGGGCCCGGAGGGCUGCGGAGCCAUCCGAACCAGAGCCAGAGGAAACAACAGAGCCAGUUCAUCAUGAGCACUCCCAUACAGAACACCAUGAGCAUUCUCAUUCAGAACAUCACCCCGGUCAUGACUACAACCACAUGAAGGAGAAGUUCAUGAAUGAACUUGGUCAUCUGCCAAUUCCAAUGUGGGCUGUAGGAGCCAUUGUUGUGGUGGUCCUCAUUUUGGUGGGAUGCUUCAUCUUCUGUGUUUUCAAAAAAUGCUUUGGGAAAAAGAAAAAGCCAAAGAAAGUUAGGGAGAGGAAGACAGGCCGCCGCAGAAAGGAAAAGGAAGGUGAAGGAGAGGCUGGAGAGAAGGAGGGGGAGGUGAAGAAGGAAGGUGAGGAAGAGGAGAAAGAGCAGGAAAAGUUGGGUAAGCUGGAGUUCACGUUGGACUACAACUUCACAGAUUCUCAGCUUAUAGUGGGUAUCCUUCAGGCUCAGGACCUGGCUGCUAUGGACAUGGGGGGAACCUCAGACCCCUAUGUCAAAGUCUUUUUGUUGCCAGACAAAAAGAAGAAGUAUGAGACCAAAGUACAGCGCAAGAAUUUAUGUCCUGUUUUCAACGAGACCUUCAUUUUCAAGAUCCCAUAUGCAGAGUUGGGUGGAAAGACUUUGGUGCUGCAAGUUUUUGACUUUGACCGUUUCUCCAAACAUGAUAUGAUUGGUGAGAUAAAGAUUCCCAUGAACAGUGUUGAUUUGGGCCAGCCCAUGCAACAAUGGAGGGACUUGGAGAGUGGCGAGAAGGAGGAGCAAGAAAAACUGGGUGAUAUUUGCAUUUCUUUACGGUACGUACCCACUGCUGGAAAACUGACAGUGAACAUCAUGGAGGCAAAGAACCUGAAGAAAAUGGAUGUCGGUGGCUUGUCAGAUCCCUAUGUGAAGAUUGUUCUGCAGCAAAAUGGGAAACGGAUAAAGAAGAAAAAGACAACAGUCAAGAAAAACACACUCAAUCCUUACUUUAAUGAAAGUUUCAGCUUUGAUGUCCCCUUUGAACAGAUACAGAAAGUGCAGGUCGUCAUCACUGUGUUUGAUUAUGAUAAACUUGGGAGCAAUGACCCCAUUGGAAAGACCUUCAUGGGUUAUGGAGCUACAGGAGUUGGCCUGCGCCAUUGGUCGGACAUGCUCGCCAAUCCCAGACGUCCAGUAGCCCAGUGGCACACCCUGCUGCCAGAAGAAGAAGUUGACGCAGCACUUAAAGCAAAACCUCGUUAGUGUGUCACCUUGUUGGAGUUUCAGUUACUGUUGAUACAUCACUUGUUGUUAAUCCUGAUGUUUUCUCAACCUGCAUGUUGUAUAAUCCAUUUGUCUCUUUAAAGAAACUUUAAUGUGUUUGUGUGUGUUUCUGUGAGGGAGGAGUGUGUGAUGUACAGACAAAUUUUGAUAUUUGGUUGUCAAUAAAACCAUGGCUCCCUCACUUACCUUACACUGUAAACCAGUAUGACUUUGUUUAUACUUGUACACACUUAUAUGUAGAUGUGCAUUUCUUUGUGUGUAUGCCCAUGCAUGGGCCUAGUAAAAUUUGUAUGCAUAAAGGAAAGUUUCCAAAAUUACUCUGUGUGCAUCUCAUAGUGUGUACACUUUUCUGCUUAUUGUGUAGCACUGUGGUGCAACAGAGUCCUGAAUAAUGCUAGUUGUUACGCUCUGGAUCAUUUCGAAUGCAAAUAAAACCGCUAUGGACCGUUUCACAUCAAUGUCUUCUCACUUGUACAUUGUGGGUUCUGUCGGAUGGUAUUAGUUAGGUGUGCUGUUUAACUGUGAGAAACGACUGAAGAAAACUGUAGGAGCUGUGGAAAUCAAAGAGAAUCAUAUAUGUAUAAUACAAU